AUGACACGUCUGGAAAAAAAAGAGUUGGACUCCUCGCAAAUGCGACGUUUCGAUAUCGAAAAAUAUGGAAAUUGCGUAACGCACGUAAAAAGUAUAAUAAAACGUGAUGAACAAGCGGUGGAUUUUACCUCGGGCGGGAGUGUGGAUACCUCGGACAACAACCCGCCGCCCCCGGCGCUGCCUCCGCGGCGGCCGCUCCGACCGCCGACGCGCCCGAACGCCGCCGCCGCCGCUGCCGCGUUCGUCGUCUUGAGGUGCGAGGACGCGCCGCGACGUACGGCGUCGACGGCGACGACGGAUAAUACGGCGUUAGCGACGGCGGCCACGACGACGACGACGACGACGACGACGGCGCCUCGGUGGGGAGAGAAGGAAGUGAACAACUUUCACGCGACGCCGCCGCCGACGACGACGACGACGACGACGACGACGACGACGAUCCAGGUUGCGCCAGCCACGUUCUCCACGUCCCACGUUGUUCAAGUGUCGCCGCAGCAGCCGCUCUUGACGCCGCCCCAGUAUCCUGCGCCUCCACGGCCCCCUAGUCGUACCGGUGGGGAUGAAGCGCGUGUCGCGAGGGCGAGAGGAAGCGGACGCGGAGCAUUACCGAGCCCCAUCCUCGCUAAUGGAACGCCCUCGUCGAGAGUGUCACCACCUCGCGCGGGCCGGGCAGUGCGGACUACCGAGGCGACACUUAUCCCAACGUCAACUCAGCGUCCAUCGGUUCCAGAUACAUCGUCGACGUUCGUCGAACGAUGGGCUAGCGAGCGGACGGCACCGGAUUGGACGGGUCGUGCCGCAGCGUCGUUGUCAGCAGCAGCAGCAGCAGCAGCAGCAACAACGGCAACAAAUACACGUGGAGGAUCAUUCUCCGCAGCGGAUCGAGGACCAGCUAGCACAGCUGGUAUCCGUCUCGAGCAUCGUUGGAUCGAGGAGAGGAAGGAGCUGGAGGCGACGAAGAAGGUGGAGCAUUGGCAACAGCAACAGUGUCAGGAUCAGCAGCAGCAGCAGCAGCAGCAGCAGCAGCAGCGGCGUCAUUUCGAGACGCCAACGACGCAAAGUCCAGGAGCAGCAGGACGUUUUGAACUGAGCGGUCGGCCGAUGUCGCGUAACGAUGCGAUACCGCCGCUCACGCGGCCUCCCUCCUCGCGAACGAACAUUAUCGCGGCGGAUGGUAACGACGACGGCGAAGACGCGGCGGCGAACUCGCGGGUGCACGAUCACAGCCGGCCGUUUCCGCCGCCGCGGUUGCCACUCGUGCACGUGACGUCGAUGCCGUCCGUGCCGCCACCGCCGCCACCAUCGGCGUCGCAGUCGGUGCCCGGAUCGCCGACUCUUCGCGUAGCGCCCCUCACCAUGCCUCUGACGCCGUUAUCGAAUUCCUUCCGGAGCAGGCCGUCCCUGCGUCGCCCACAGAACGUCGAGUCUGCGUCGCCGUCGUCCACGGACACGACGAUAACGACGAUCGCGACGUCGCCCAGGAGCCCGAUCGGCGAGGUGAGUCUCGCCACGCCGCGACCGGACGGCGAGAGGACCAUCAACGAGUACGUCGAGGCGCCGUUCAAGAACUCGCGUUGCAAUCAGGAACGACGCCUCGAUGCCGACAGCAAGACGGCCGGCGGCGACUGUCCGAAGGGCGAGAGGAGGCAUCAUCAUCAUCACCAUCAUAACCACCACCAUCAUCAUAAUAGAGGUCACGAGGAUGCUACGGUAGUGCCGACGCAUCGGGCGCGAGGUCGCGCGAGGAAUCAGAGCGGUCUGCGUGGCUUCAGCGGCACGACGACCGGCGGCUCUCCCACCGUCGCCACGUCGGCGAACACGACGGCAGCGAACGCCGUCACGAAGCAGCCGGUCUCCUUCACCAAGGAGCCGGCUAACACGCUCGGCGUCAGGGACCCAGCUGGUCUGUCGAUCAUAUGCGACUUUUGCGGUAGAUGCCGAUGCGAGUCGUGUCGAGAGCCACCUCCGUUGCCCAGCAAGUGGCUCUGCGACAAUGCGUGCCUCUGUUCGGCAGAGACCGUCCUAGACUAUGCGUCGUGCCUAUGCUGCGUCAAGGGUCUCUUCUACCACUGCGUGGACGGCGGCAGCGGCGGUGGCGUCGCCAGCAGCAGCAUGGAGGACAGCGAGGCCGCGGCGACGAGUUGCGCGGACGAGCCGUGCUCCUGCACCGGUAACCGCACGACGUCCAGGUGGGCCUGCCUAGGCGCCCUGUCGCUGGUGAUGCCCUGCCUCUUGUGCUACUGGCCCCUCCGGGGCUGCGUCACCCUCUGUGAGGUGUGCUACGCGCGUCACGCCGCGCAGGGCUGCCGAUGCAAUCCGAACGCGACGACCGGUAACAGCAGGCAUCAUCCCAUCACCAGCGAUAUCGGAGACUCGAGGGACCCGGAGAAGAGGCUGCUGGACCCGGUCACGCCGGAGCUUUGAGCCUUGGACACCUAUCCAAGGUGUGGAAACGCCGCGUAUUUUCCAUGCCUCAGUGACUGGAAGGAGAUCCAGGAAAUCCAGGAACAUAGGACCCUGCCUGCCCUGAUGGACGUAUCGAACGUGUGUGGGGAAGGGGUCAGAGGGAGCAAAAGUGAAUUGCAUCAAGUACAAGAGCUGCAUUUAAGUCGAGGAGAACGAUAUCGGAUUUUCACGAAACUGUACGUUUGACGUCGAAUGCCUUUAUUUAUUAUUCUUCCAUGAAAAGUGCGUGCGUAUGAGGGUAUGUUCACACUUGGUGCGUUUUAUGUGUGUGUGUGUGUGUGUGUGUGUGUGUGAGAGAGAGAGAGAGAGAAUGAGAGAAAGAAAGCAGUGUACGAAUGGGGCGAGUAUGUUUUUGCGUGCGCGAACGGUAGAGGAAUGAAGUACGCGGGUAGCGUAUCGUCCAGACAUACCACUUACGCAUAGAUAACUCUAUACAUAAUGAAUUAUACGCAUUGUACCACGCGCCGAGCGAAAUCGAACGAACGGUAAUAUAUCGGGGUCUGGGGCGAGGGGGGAGGGGGGAAAAAUUACAUACACACACAACAGAGUAAAGAAAAAAGCUAAAGUAUAUAUUAUAUAUAUAUAAAUAUAUAUAGAUAGAAAUGUAUAUUGUAUAUUAUGUUUGUAUAAAGAAUAAACUUUUCUACGGUUAAUUUAUUUGCGGCUGUAACGCUAAGUGUAUGGUUCAUGAUAGAGCGAGAGACGACUUGGUAGAACAAGGAGGGAAGAGAGGGGGGCGAGAAACGUAAGCAAAUUGUACCAAUGACGUGUGCACAUGGACCAAUAUGGCCGCUGAGUUGAAACCCGCUAGCGUGAUGAAGAAAGUUUUCUGAUGAUAAAAGGGAUGGAGAAAGAGAGAGAGAGAAAGAGAUAGGACUUUAAAGCGCUAAUUUUUACGUUAUACAAUUGCGAUUUAUAAGUAAUGACUUUUGAAACGCAUUGCAAAGGAGCCAUAUUCGUAAAAUCUAAUUAGAAUCACUGCACCAGUCACUGAAAAAUCAUUAAAUAACAGUUUAAGAAAAAUUAGAAACAAUAAAAAUUAAAAAUAAUAAGUUACAUAAAUUAAUAAAUUAUAUUAAUAGAUAAUUUUUUAAUCUAACUUUCAUAUAGAGUUGAUUAAAUUAUUAAUUUUUUAUUUGAAAAAAAAUGUAAUUAUAUUAAUCAUGUUAAAUCAAUAUAUUGUUUUUAUUUAUUCUUUGAUUGAUUCAGUUUCUCGUCAAUUCAUUGACUCGUGUAGUGAUCUUACAUCAAUGGUUGCACAAGCAAAAAAAAGGAGGGAUGGGAACACGCGAGACGGAAAAUAGCGAAGACUCGCCAGAUCGUCGCGUUUUCCAUUUCGUUAAUCGUUUUCUCCAGUAUUAUCUAGUCUUGCGAACAUCCUUUUCUCAGUUAACGUUUGUCAUUUAAGAACGGGCCAUGCGGCGUGCACGCGCGAGAACGAAGUCGCGAGAAAGAGGAAGUCCCUCUCCCUUCCUCCCCCUGUGCUCCCAGUCAUCAUGCCGUUUCCGGUGAUUUCGUUAGCUAUAAAUAGGGACUUGAGAUCGGUAACAGUUCGUAGAUGAACUCCACGCUUUUCUCGCCGGUCGUGGCAAAUGGCGAAUUUACUUUUUCUCUCCAUCUGUAUUGCUCUUUUCUUCUCAUUCUCUCUCUCUUUUUCUCUCGGGGCACCGGAUGCGACACUGGUGCGUGAUUUAACACUAGAACCACCAUUCAUUUUUACGAUUUAUUACGUUAUUUACGCGUGCACACGUGCGUGUGCAAGAGUACGAAAAUUUUGAACUUUGUGCUUGUACACAUCACUUCAAUGUGGUAUAGAUUUGUGUAUUCUUGGCAGUUCUAAGUAAUCGAUCGUGUUAAUCAAGGGAAAGAGGAAUUGACCUACCAGGGACAUGGCAAUACGGUUCUAAUGUUAAACGGUGACAUGUGUGCGCCGGCGAUUAUUCUUUAUUAAAAAAAAAAAAAAUCAACCGCGCCAUUUGUCGAUGGGAAUUCGUGUGUACGGCGACUGAUUAUUUUUUUCCCCCUUUCAGCGAUAUUCCUCGGCGCGAGUAUUUUCGCACGAUUUGGAAGCCGAUCGAUCGGAGUGGUACGGCUCGGUUUUAGCAUUUCAGCGCGGGGCGUGGGCAGACGAUUGUGUGUGAGCGAAUGCUCGGGUGUAACUGGGUCGAUUGCAUGGGUAAAAUAAUCGCGCGCGGACGAAAACGGGCCGAGAGGCGACGUUGUUGCGAGCAGUAUGCGAACAGAAAGACGCGAUUCGAUUUGAAUGAUCUAUCAUUGCACGCGUUCGAGGAGGAUUACUAACAAUAAGUGGAAUGAGCGUUUUCUUUUUCUCUCUUCCUCUCUCUCGGUGGCUCGCUCGCCCUUCUCGCGAGAAAGGCGGGCACUGAGACAACGGGAAUAAGAAGAGCACAAUGGGACAGGAGCACGAAAAGAGCGUUAUGGCCUCAGCGCGAGAACGUCUAGACGGUGCGAAAAAGCGUAACGAGGUUUCUAAUGUAAGAUGAAUGCGACGGGGGAAAACACCGAGCCGGAAUGAUGUCGAUGUGAGACGCCUUUGUCCUUCUUCGCGAGUCGAUCGCGGACAAUUAUUGUCCAAAUCCCAAAGAGCGUUUUCUCGCCCAAGUUGAGAAAACGGAUAAACUAUUUUUCCCGAGUCGAAGUGACUAGGGCCGGUAUUCAUAGACAAUUCUUAUAUUUAAGAUCGUCUUAAGUGUCACCUUAAAAUAUCAUCAACCAAUCAGAGAACCGUAUUAGCAUUAAGACAUUACUUAAGACAAUUUCAAAUAAUCUUGAAAUAAGAAUCCAUCAUGAAUAUCGGCCUAGAACAAUAAACUCUGUCUGUCCAAUCAGCAGACAACGUUUUUUAAAUAUUUAUUCUUCAUUAUAAUAUUUUUCAAAUAUUAAAACAAAAAAACAUUUUGGACGGAUUCUUGGAAUUUUUUAAAACACCGCUGUUAACGAUGGUUUAAUUGAUUGCUCGUCUCUUUCCACUUCUAAUUCGUUUUAUCUCUUAAUAGAACCAGAGUCAAGACUCACGUGCACCAGCCGUGUACAUUUUAUUUUAUUUUUCUUUCGACAUAUCGCGAGAUCGGUGAGAUUUAUGCUCGACUCGAAUCAAAAAUGCGAAACUGGACGUGGACGUUCGCCGAGGACAAUGCGAUUGCACGUCGAUCAACUAGCGAAGGCGCGAAAGGACGCGAAGGCGCGAAAGGACGCGAAGGCGUGAAUGGAACGCGAGAGUGCGUGUGUUUGUGUUCGUAUGUGUGCGUGUGUAUGUAUGUGUGCAUGCGUGCGUGCGUGCGUGCGUUUGUAUGCACGCACGCGGGUGUGUCUCGCCGAGCGAAGGAAAAGAAGUUUUUAUUCUUAAUAAGUCUAUACGAUCUGUAUAUGUCUUGUAAAUAUAUAUAUAUACAUAUAUAUACAUAUAUAUAUCAUGCAUAGAUAUGUA
This is a messenger RNA of Solenopsis invicta (red fire ant), 5914 nucleotides long. RefSeq names its product flocculation protein FLO11 (gene sty). Gene Ontology annotation, cellular component: membrane; cytosol. Bases 1 to 2424 code for a protein of 807 amino acids. The record is from RefSeq and is a predicted model, not a curated record. Lineage: Eukaryota; Metazoa; Arthropoda; Insecta; Hymenoptera; Formicidae. Gene Ontology annotation, biological process: animal organ development; multicellular organism development; negative regulation of Ras protein signal transduction. The transcript has 4 exons.